Boeremia exigua is the source of this 2366-nucleotide messenger RNA. RefSeq lists its product as uncharacterized. The record is from RefSeq and is a predicted model, not a curated record. Gene Ontology annotation, molecular function: DNA-binding transcription factor activity, RNA polymerase II-specific; zinc ion binding. The coding region runs from base 55 to 2031 and encodes 658 amino acids. Gene Ontology annotation, biological process: regulation of DNA-templated transcription. The transcript has 5 exons. Lineage: Eukaryota; Fungi; Ascomycota; Dothideomycetes; Pleosporales; Didymellaceae.
CUUGCGCUGCGACCAAGCUGCAUCUUUUGCCGUGACUGUCCAGGAAUAUCGCACAUGCAUCGUCAACCAGUCGCAAACGCCUCUGCGACCCCCGCAAAGCGAUCGCAAGAGCCACGUAUCUUCUAUCCCCGCAAGCGCGCCCUCGUGGCCUGUCAUGUUUGCCGCAGGAAGAAGACGAAAUGCGACAACGUAAGACCAAGUUGUGGCUCUUGCCGGGAGCUUAAGAUUGAUUGCCGUUACGGUGACUUGAAAUUCGACAACUCAACAUAUGACCCGGCUAGCAUAGAAAUCCUGGACCAGCUUGGGGCCAUGAGAAGGCUCCUUGAAGUCCAAAAUGCUCACCUUUUGGGCAUAGUAUCCAACCCGUAUCAGGUCGAUCACAUAUCUCCGUUGCCGCCACUGAACGGCCUAACUGAUGAUCACAGUGCCAGUCCAUCGUCUGCAAUCGCAAGCCAGAAACACUAUGACGGACUUUAUCGCUAUGAACCUCGAAAAGAAGCCGUCUUACUCUCUGAAUCACUCGAUUUUGCUGAGACGGCUCUCGGCAAAUGCGAAGAUGUGCUCGAGUGGCCGGUGUUCCAGGGUGAAUUUCACCGCUCGGAGACUGAGACAUUGAUCUUCAAUCCCGACAUGGCUCGUGGAGACCAGUCAGUCUCGACCUGGUCUGUCAGUUGUGAAUCAGAUCGAAGCUCUAGAUGUAGCCGUGGCAUCCAAGACGAGGAGACGCUUGCUCUGGUCGAAAAAUUCUUUCUCAACGUUCAUAUUAAAAACCCCAUUCUCAACGUAAGUGAGACAAUGUCGAUGGCCAAAGAUGCCAUGGAGCACGGAUUCAAGUGGGACGCACCGUCAUGUCUUGUGCUGCUAGCAUGCGCGUUGGGCUGUCUGUCAUUGCCAUAUAGAUCAGAUUUUGUCACGUCAGAUCUGGUACAAGGCCCCAACCCACGAUGUAGUAUUGAUGACGCGGACGAUUAUCCCACUGCGGAGAGCUACUAUGUCGCCGCUCUGAAGCGCAUCAGCCUCUUGAAAUGCUCGAUCUUGACCACUCAAUGUCAUUUCCUUUGUGGCGUUUAUGAGAUGUACUCUCUCCGGCCGUUGCGAGCUUGGAAUUCGUUCAACCGGGCUUGCGUCAUGUUUCAAAUCUACCUGAGAGCCAAGGAUAGAACCAAGGCUGGAGUCAACGAGAGCUUGGAGCGCCGCCUGUAUUGGUCAUGCCUGAAAUCAGAAUGUGAAAUUCGGAUGGACGUCUGCCUCCCAGCAUCGGGUCUCGCCAAGGUCAUGUACCCCGACGCGUUUCCGUCACCUCCAUGUGGAAGUCCAGUUCCACGUUCAGAAUCAGCAGCAGAUGGAACGGUCGGCAAUACCGAUGCUCCGGCCUCAAUGCUAUCCCCCGAGUUGGAGAACAGCUGGAGCUAUUAUCUGUCAGAGAUCGCUGUUCGGCAUAUCACAAACAGAGUGAUCAACAUCUUCUAUCAAAAGAACGAGAGCUCUUGGCUGUCGAUGCCAAUCCACCAGAUGAUCUGGUUAGCUCAGGAACUAGAGUCGCAGCUUAUCCAGUGGUACAAUCACCUUCCAGAACCUGUUGCAACCCCAGGGCUUCCGCUUUCAAGCCUUCAACAAUCGGAAGAACUCCACCACAUGGUCCAUACCCGCUUCCCCGACAUUCUUGAACGAAUUUACCGACCAUUUCUAUAUCUUGCAAUCCAUCUGCCAGAUGGCAGUCCGGCGCAGCAGCUUAUUGGGCCGCAUGUAGAAAAGUGUCUUGAAGCUUGUUUGCAACACGCUGCGAGAGGGAGUGGGCGUCAUCGACACCACGGAACAUGGUAUCAAAAUCGUUCAGUCUUCACAAAGUCUCUUCUGCUUCUUGCCGCUGUAAGGAGUAGACGAGUAAAUGUGCCGGCUGGCUGGAGAGAGACAGUACACCAGACAACUAUAGGUCUGAGGUUCUGGCAGAAAGAAGCACCAGAUCUCGGGAGGGCCGCUGAUAUCUUGCAGAAACUACUUCAUAACAUCGAGACAAGUCGCUGUGUCUAGACAGAGAUAGGCUGGCAAGUCGGGUAGUAAUGCCUCGGCCCGGGGUAUGGCUGGGUCGUGGUCGCACGGACAUGCCUCUGGUCAAGGUAGCAGACUCAUUUCAUACUACCUAGGUAUACAGGCUAUUAGAGCUACCCUCUGCGUGUGCUGUUAAUCCCUGGGCCACGUACAUCUUUGUCCGUGAUUCCCCGUGCAUCGCGUAUUUCCGCGUGCCGUGACUCCCCGCUUCUAGAUUUUGAUCGUUCUUUUCGAUCAAGCGCUGAACAUCCCCGGGGCCCACACUUAAUGAGGCCCUAGUGUCUGAGUGUUGCUUCCAUCUUCGAUAUUGGUACGAG